Messenger RNA from Paramecium pentaurelia, 365 nucleotides. NCBI's taxonomy places the organism in Eukaryota, Ciliophora, Oligohymenophorea, Peniculida, Parameciidae. The record is from the annotation of a GenBank genome assembly.
AUGAGUUUUUAAGUAUAAUGUUAUUUGCUAUACAAUAGACUACAGAUUCAAAAAAAGAAGAAUUUAGAAAAUAUUUGGAGAAAGCAGGAGUGAUUGAUCAACUUACAAGAGUAUUGGUUGGGUUAUACGAAGAACCAGAGAAGCCUAACAAUGCAAUUGAGUAAAUUAAGUUUUUUACUUAGUUACGUGAAAAAAUAUUUGGGAUCUCCAGUGGAUAUUGAUGUAGAUAAACUUAAAUUAGAAUAUGAAAAACUUAAGGAUGAAAACAUCAAAUUAAAGAGAGAAGUUGCAGAAUUAAAAAAAGAAGUUAAUAAUUUAUUUUAUAGUUCUUUAGUUAUAAGCUGCUUAAUAGGAACAAAAUUGAG